CUGUCUGAACACAGAAACCAGGCUCAGGUCCCAUUGCGGAGCGGGGGUCCGCUCCCUCCCACUUUCAACGAGACUUCCGCCGGCCGUAAAGCACGGCGCCAACUGCUGCAAAGCGCCUUGCGACAGAGCCCGGGGCCGAACUACAGCCGGUAACCGCCCCCACGUUAAACAGUAGGCUAUCCGGAGCCGAGGAAGGCGGACGCUCGCGUGUUUGACUUCCGCGCUCGGCCUGCGUCCCCCGGAGGUGGCUCGGAGCCGCCGCGGCCAGGAAGGGUGAGCCCGCGCCGGCGCCUCCCGGCCGCCAUCAUCCCGGCGUGCACUGCGGCGGCGGGCCGAGCUGGCCGCCAUGUUGCGAUAGUUUGUUGUUUUCUUCCUGAGGAGGAGCAGGCUGGAGGCCCAGCCACCUGCCGGCCGCGCAGCCAUCCGCCCCCAGGCCCGGCCCGCUGCCCCCCGUGUCUCGUCCCCCGCCGCGCGUCUCCGGGCCCCGGCUGGCCCGGCGGCCCCCACAGCUGGCUUGGUGGGGCGAGGCUGAAGGCCGGGCCCAGCGAGCACUAUGGCGGCCGCGCUGGGAGCGGGCGGAGGAACCGGCGCUGGAGAUGAUGACUUUGACCAGUUUGAUAAGCCUGGUGCGGAGCGGUCCUGGAGGAGAAGAGCUGCAGACGAGGACUGGGACAGUGAACUUGAAGAUGACUUACUUGGAGAAGAUCUGCUCUCUGGCAAAAAGAAUCAAUCAGAUUUGUCAGAUGAGGAGCUAAAUGAUGAUCUUCUACAGAGUGAUAAUGAAGACGAAGAAAAUUUCAGUUCUCAGGGUGUCACAAUUAGUCUGAAUACCACAUCUGGCAUGGUCACAUCAUUUGAACUGUCUGACAACACUAAUGACCAGUCUGGAGAACAGGAAUCCGAGUAUGAACAAGGAGAAGAUGAACUCGUUUAUCACAAGUCUGAUGGAUCUGAACUGUAUGCUCCCGAGUACCAGGAGGAAGGACAGUAUGAAGGCCACGGGGCUGAGCUGACAGAAGACCACAUCCAGUACGCGGGGGAGCCGGAGGAGGAGCCGCUGUACAGUGAUGAGGUGUUAGACAUUGAGAUCAACGAGCCUUUAGAUGAGUUCACAGAUGAAGAAUACUUGCAGGCUUGUGGGCAACAAGGGAUGAAAGAGCAGGAAGACUGUGUUGCUGAAGAGGAAUUAGAUGAGAUUACUGAUUCCCAGGUUGCUCCUGAAACUGAAGAGGGAGGCAUGGAAACUUUGGAGCUGCAGAAGGACAUGAAAGAGGAGUCAGAUGAAGAAGAGGAUGAUGAUGAGGAAUCUGGACGAUUACGUUUCAAAACUGAAAGGAAAGAAGGAACAAUUAUUAGGCUCUCAGAUGUAACUAGAGAGAGAAGGAACAUUCCAGAAACUUUGGAGCUUUCAGCAGAAGCCAAAGCUGCGUUGCUUGAAUUUGAAGAAAGGGAGCGACAGCAUAAACAGGGACGCUACGGCUCAAGGCGGGGAGGAAGGAGAGGAGGUUCGUCCAUGUGUCGUGGAGUGGGAGACCAGAGGAGAGAGAACAGUGAGAGGGGAAGAGCCAAGGAUCACAGGCCCGCCCUGCUGCCCACACAGCCACCUGUGGUGGCGCACUCUCCGAGGUUAAUUCCUCCUCCACAGCCUCAGCCUCCCCCUCCGCCGCCACCGCCGCCGCCUCAGCAGCAGCCGAUCAGAAGUCUGUUCCAGCAGCAGCAGCUCCAGCCUCUGCUUCCCCUGCAGCAUCCGCACCACCCCUCCCCUCCUCAAGGCAUGCACCUGCCGCCCCAGAUUGAGGCCCCGAGGGCGAUGAUGACCCCUCCUCCCGUGACUCCACAGCAGCCCAAGAACAUACACAUAAAUCCCCACUUCAAGGGGGCAGUAGUGACGCCCGUUCAAGUGCCCUUGCUGCCAGUCCCGAGCCAGCCGAGACCUGCUGUGGGACCCCAGAGAUUCCCAGGCCCUCCAGAGUUCCCACAGCACGCACCUGGACCUGUUCCCAGCAGUUUCAGCCAGCCCCCGCGGCUUCCUCUUCAGGACCAGUGGAGGGCCCCGCCGCCUCCCCAGGAGCGAGACCCUUUCUUCUUAGGAGGUGAACCGAGGUUCCCGAGCCAUCUCUUUCUGGAACAGCGAAGUCCCCCUCCCCCGCCACCUCCUCCCACGCUUCUUAGCAGUGGUCACCCUGUGCCCACUCCCAGUCCCUUACCAUUCACCCAGCCUGGACCAGCGUUUAAUCAGCAAGGACAGCAGCCUGUGUUCCCCAGAGAGAGGCCCGUGAGGCCAGCCCUCCAGCCGCCAGGGCCGGUGGGGAUUCUGCACUUCAGCCAGCCAGGGUCCGCAGCAGCACGGCCGUUCAUCCCUCCUCGCCAGCCCUUCCUGCCCGGCCCAGGACAGCCGUUCCUGCCCGCCCACACACAGCCUAACCUUCAGGGGCCCCUGCACCCCCCGCUGCCCCCUCCCCCACAGCCCCAGCAGCAGCCCCCGCUCCCGCCCCCGCUCCAGCCACCCUCGCAGCACCAGCCGCCGCCGCCGCCGCCUCCGCACCCACACCAGCACCAGCACCAGCACCAGCACCAGCACCACCACCUCUCUGUUCCUCCCCCGCCCCUGAUGCCCGUGGCUCAGCCCCAGUUCAGGCCUCACAUGCAGACGGGGCCGCCUCAGCCAAACAGCAGUCGGACGCAGUGCCCCCAGCGCCAGGGGCUAAGGCAUAACACAACUUCUCAGAAUGUAACCAAACGACCAAUGCAGCAAAUGCAGCCAACUGCUCCAAGAAACAGUAAUUUGCGUGAAUUACCAAUAGCACCGUCACAUGUUAUAGAAGUGAGUAACAGUCGCUGCUCCUCCACACCGGCGGCUCAAGUAAAGCCUAUUAUCAGCACGUCACCGACCACGAGGCCCGGGGUGGGGCCCAGGACUGCGCAGGGGAAGGCUGAUGUGAAAGUCAAGCCAGUUAGCCCUGUGGGCCGGCCUAAAGAGGAAGCAAAAACAGAACCAGAGUUCCCUGAUGAAGAUGAAGAAACGAGGUUAUACCGCUUAAAGAUAGAAGAACAGAAGCGCCUCCGAGAAGAAAUCCUGAAGCAGAAGGAGCUGCGGCGGCAGCAGCAGGCCGGCGCGAGGAAGAAGGAGCUGCUCGAGAGGCUGGCGCAGCAGCAGCAGCAGCUCUGCCCCCCACCAGCCCUGGCCGGGCAGGAAGAGCAGCUGUCGGCACCGUCGCCCACCAAUGGUAACCCACUGUUACCCUUCCCGGGGGCACAGGUCAGACCGCAUGUGAAAAACAGACUUCUCGUGAAAAACCAAGAUGCCACUGUUUCAAAUGUUCCACCCAAAACAUCCAAUUUUGUGCCAUCUGGUGCUAACACGCAGUAUCAAGGACAGCAGAUGAAACCACUGAAACAUUUGAGACAGGCCAGAAUCAUACCUCAGUGUCCAGCUCAGCACAAAGUCCUGCAGGUAAAGCCUGCAGACGGGGAGGGACCGCCACCCCCCUUGCAGACUGCUCGAGCCGCGUCCCUCCAGGGCCGGCCCCCGGAGGCCAAGCCUGGCACGAAAAGGACUGUCAUGCACCGGGCCAACAACGGUGGCGGAGACGGGCCACACGUCAGCGCCAAGGUCAGGGUGAUUAAGUUGUCAGGAGGGCAGGGAGGAGAGAGCGAUGGCUGUUUUCACCUGGAGGGCCAGCCUCCGCGGCUCGCUCCGCCCCCAGCAGCAAGACAGCAGCCUGCCCGCAAGGUGACGCUGGCCAAGGGGGUGCCUCAGCAGCCCCAGCACCCUCCGGCGGGGGCCCACGUGCACUCAGCCGGCCCUCCAGGCAUCAAGAGCAUCCAAGGAAUUCACCCGGCCAAGAAGGUCCUCAUGCACGGGCGCGGCCGGGGAAUGGCAGGAGCGAUGGGCCGGGGCCGCCUGAUGCCCAACAAGCAGAAUCUCCGGGUGGUGGAGUGCAAGCCUCAGCCCUGCGUUGUGUCUGUUGAAGGGCUUUCUUCAUCCACUACUGACGCCCAGCUGAAGAGCCUGCUGAUGUCAGUAGGACCCAUUCAGAGUUUACAGAUGCUUCCCCAGCAGCGGAAAGCCAUAGCCAAGUUCAAGGAACCCGCUCAUGCAUUAGCGUUUCAGCAGAAGUUCCACAGGCAUAUGAUAGAUUUGUCCCACAUAAAUGUGGCCCUGAUCGUUGAGUGAUUUCUGGCAGGAGAGCCUGACCGUAACGCUGCACACGCGCUGUGGAAUUUCUUCCCGGGAGCUGCUGCGCAGAGCCCCGCAAGCUUAGGUCUCUCCGUCCGCAGCCCUGCGUGGCUGUUGUCCGGAGCGCCCAGCGGCCCAGCACUGAUUCCAGAAGAGCUGGCCUUACGGGACGCGGCAGACUCGACUCGGUGUUAGAUCGCUUCACAUUCUCUUGUCACCACAAAGAACUACAGGUUCCACUUUCUUUUGUGUUCAAAGUGCUUACAAUGCAUGUACACAUCGUUCCUCGUGAUCUCAUGUAUGAUCGAUUACAGCGACCUAGAGUGAGUAAAGAGCAUUAACGUCACAAAUUCUCAGUAAUUUUCACAGCAAAGAAUAUUUGAUAAUGGUUGCACUUAUCUUCAGUGCAGGCUAGAUGAGCGUUUUCUCAACCAGCUUCACUUGUUUUACUGUCUCAGAAAGCCCUCAAAAGGCUCUUGUAAAAACGUAGGUUAAAAUUCGGGUGAUUAUGAUUGGCAGUUGCAUAUCCUGGAAAGCAGGGUAUGAGGGUGGUUGGGAGUGGUGCCAAGUGUGUGGCCGAUUCUGCUUCUUGUAAAUACCAAAAGCGCCAACUGUAUAGUCCUAGUUCCAAAGGGAACGCCCCUUUUUAUACUCGUCCUGAAGGCGGCAGAAGUGCUGCUGGGUAUCGUCACGCGCCCCCAGGCUGAGAGCAGGUGUCCGGACGCCCUCGCCUCCAGCCCUCGCUGGGCUCCCUCCUAGGCGAGCUGCGUAGCAUACCUGCCAGGUGAGGAGGGUAGGACAGCCGGAAGCUUUCGCAGGCCUGUUUUUUCCUCUUUUUAAAUGCAGCCCCAAGUGGCAUAUUCAUGUCACCGGCUCUGUGACGCAUAUAGAACAUUCUUGGGCAACCUGUGAUUAAGACUUUCUUUUUUGAAGGCCUUUUGAGCAGGGGCUGCGCUGUCCUUCAGUGGACCCGAGAGCGAGGGGACGUUUGCGCUGGCUUGUCGUUCUCCGUGGCGUGUGGCGCAGUGUGUCUCUGGGAUGCUGGGUAGGCUCCUUCAGGUGAGAGACACUUCCUCCCCUUAAAGUCAUCAGUAGUAAAAUUCAUUCUGGGCAAACGUGGAAAAAAGUGCCUUAUUGUAUUUCUGCUCAUGAAGGAGUUUCACUAUUUUGGAUGGAUUCUAACGUGGACCUGAACUAUUUGAGCAAAUGAUACCGGGGCAUACUCAGACUUUUUAGCUAUAUUUUAUACCUAAGAUUUCCUGUGAUAUUUAUUAAUGGAAUUAAGGGAAAUAGAAGCCUGUUACCACCGGUUAAUGCGUCUGGUUAGUCCAGCGAGGACCAGAUGUGAGCAGGAAGCCCCCUGCAGCAAGGUGCCCCUCCCUCUCAGCCUUCUCUUGGGAGCUAAGACACAGGUCAUGUGAACUUGUAUCUUCUUAUUUUCACAGUUGAAAUUUUAUAUUACUUUUUCAAAUUAAGUUACCAGAACCAGAGGAGGAGAGCAUUUCAGACCCUGGGAGACUUUUUGUAGCAUUGAUUCCACUGUGGUACCGUGUGCUAGGAGUGAGCCUGGAAUGUGAAGGUGGUUGUUGAUGGCUGCUCUUCAGAAGAUUUCGGUUCCAGGAAACUAUAGGCACUCAUAGAACACACUAGAACACCGCCCCCCCCCCCCCCCCGCCCCGAGCUGAGGUGCCUGGCCACCCGUGUUCCAGAAAGCCCCUUCCUAACCCUUGGGAGGUGGUGGUGUGUGCCAGCCUGGCCCUGGGUGCUCCAGUGGAGCAUCCAGAUGGCCAGUGGCCACUGCCCACGUCCUCACAAGUAGUAGAUACAGGUGUGUUCACAGGUUAGGAGCGUAGCUUAUGUGGCUCAGUCCACAGAGAGCUGCGUUGAAGUGGUGAGUUUGGAUAGCAUGCAGGCACCACAUAGGAGAGAUCCAGACCACUUCCCCGCCCUGGGCAGCAGGAAGGCUUACAGUUAAUGGACUUAUCAUCGAGGACUUAAUGACGCAAUGAGCUGAGUUUACAAAAUUUUACCGCUUUUUGAAAUAGUCUGAGUAUGUUGUGGCUUUGAAACUAAAAAUCUGCAUGUUGUCUCUGAAAAGUAGCCAUUCAGGCAUACUUUCUUCUAGUUAGUGGUAAGAAACGAAUCCUAUUUGGGCACCUUUGUUCAAGGCAGACCUCACGGCUACUUUAAGGUCUGUUUUUGUGUUGUCUGAGUCUGACGGGUGCCCCGGAACAGGUGUGUGUCUGUAACAGUCUACACACACAGAGAAGUAAGCUUUCUCUUGACAGAAUGUUCUUGAAAGGCUUAGUCGAGCCGGGCCUUCCGGAAAGGACUGGUUUAGAAAGGCUUCCCUCGGUCGCCUCCUGAUGCACACGGCCCCUGGGCACGGGCUCUGUUAGUGCCAGCCAGGCCUGGGAACAGAGGCUUGGUUUCCUUGAGGGAAACUGGAAAAGGAAAGAAAGAAGCAGAAUUAGAAAGGAACGUUAUUUCCAUUUUCGGUGCACUUCUCGCAGUGAAAUCAGACCACCGUGAUGAGCUGAACCCUCUUGGAAGAUCUGCUGCAACCAUUAUCUUUGUUCUUUCUUUAUCAUGCAUUUAAAGGGUAUGCAGGAGCAGUUAACAUACCAUGUAAAUAUGGACCUCUUAAAACUAAAUGUUAUUGGAAAUGCUUUCAGUUCAACAGCAUCUUAGCUAUUUGUUAGUUCUUUUGUGUUGUCUUAUCAAAGUUUAAUGGAUACAGUUCCGUAAUUGUUGAUGUGUUUGUGUGUAUAUUCGAUUUUUAUAAAGAUGGUAGUAAGUCAAUACAUUUAUCCUGACCUGUGUAUUAUUUGUUCACAAAUUCAAGAAGCCAGUAAAUAUCAGUAUAUCUCAUAAGGUAAAGACAGUAGGUGACUGUGUGGACCUGAGGUGCUUUUUCUUUUUGCAUUAUAUCUUGUUUUGAUCUUAUGCUGUAAUAGAAGUUCACUUAGCUACUUACCUGAGCAUAACCUUGCACUACCGUUGGUCUGGCCACAUGGGUUAAAUUCUUAUACUGAUAUCCUUCUUAAGGAGAAAUAUCGUCUCUUUUUUCCAAAAGAAACAUUGUGGGUUCCCCCCUUUCUGGACAGGCAGCAUGCUAAGUAGGUGUCUGUGCC
Molecule: messenger RNA, 7314 nt
Organism: Mesoplodon densirostris (Blainville's beaked whale)
Lineage: Eukaryota; Metazoa; Chordata; Mammalia; Artiodactyla; Ziphiidae
Gene: RBM33
Product: RNA binding motif protein 33
Exons: 19
Coding region: 554-4177 (1207 amino acids)
Molecular function (GO): RNA binding
Source: RefSeq, a predicted model, not a curated record